AGCCCGACACACCUUUGUCAGGACUUGUUAGGGAGUGAAGAACUGAAAGAAAGGAGGGGGAGAGCAGGAGAAGUAAACAUUUUUGAAAGAUCACUCAGCUCUAACACACCUGGGCUGGGUCCGGAUAAAAAAAGUGGGGUCUGCAAACGUCUCGGAGAAAACAUCAGGAGGAGAGAGAGAGAGGGGGUUUUAUUCAAAGUUGUUUCCAGUCCCUUCCAAAUCUCAAAGAAGGUGGCUAUGGUAUGGAUGUAACCAAGAAAAACAAGCGAGAUGGCACUGAAGUCACUGAAAGAAUUAUCACGGAAACAGUAACUACAAGACUUACAUCCUUACCUCCAAAAGGGGGAACCAGCAACGGCUAUGCUAAAACGGGCUCUCUGGGUGGAGGGAGCCGGCUGGAGAAGCACAGCCUGACCCAUGGCAGCAGUGGCUACAUAAACUCAAGUGGGAGCACUCGAGGCAAUGCCUCCACGUCCAGUUACAGGAGGGCUCACUCCCCCGCCUCCACUCUGCCCAACUCACCUGGCUCCACCUUCGAAAGGAAAACGCACAUCACUCGGCAUGGAACAUACGAAGGGAGCUCCAGUGGCAACUCCUCCCCAGAGUACCCUCGGAAGGAACUCGCAUCUUCUUCAACCAGAGGAAGGAGCCAGACACGAGAGAGCGAAAUCCGAGUUCGACUGCAGAGCGCGUCCCCAUCUACCCGAUGGACAGAAUUGGAUGAUGUUAAGCGUUUGCUCAAGGGGAGCCGAUCAGCAAGCGUGAGCCCCACCCGGAACUCCUCCAACACCCUCCCGAUCCCCAAGAAAGGCACAGUGGAGACCAAAAUGGUGACUGCGAGCUCCCAGUCAGUGUCCGGCACCUAUGAUGCCACCAUCUUGGACGCCAACCUUCCCUCCCACAUGUGGUCUUCCACCUUGCCGGCGGGUUCUUCCAUGGGGACCUACCACAACAACGUGACAACCCAGAGCUCGUCCCUCCUCAACACCAACGCCUAUUCUGCGGGAUCGGUCUUUGGAGUUCCAAAUAACAUGGCGUCCUGCUCUCCCACGCUGCAUCCCGGGGUCAGCUCCUGCUCCUCAGUGUUUGGCAUGCAGAACAACCUGGCACCCAGCUCAUCUGCCCUGUCCCACGGCACGGCCACCACCUCCACAGCAUACGGUGUGAAGAAGAACCUGCCCCAGAGCCCUGGCGUUGUGAGCACUGGUGUGUCCACCUCUGCCGCCUGCACCACAAAUGUCCAGAGUGAUGACGUCCUGCACAAGGACUGUAAAUUCCUGAUUCUGGAGAAAGACAACACACCAGCCAAGAAGGAGAUGGAGCUGCUGAUCAUGACCAAGGACAGCGGGAAGGUCUUCACUGCCUCCCCAGCCAGCAUCACUGCAACAUCUUUUUCAGAUGACACCCUCAAGAAAGAGAAGCAAGCUGCCUACACGGCUGACACCUGCCUGGUAUCAGAAGCUAAUGGAGACGUGAAGACUGUGUCCACCAAGGGCAAGGCUGCCUCUGCAGAAAUCCACAACUACAACCACCGCGGGGGCGGCGGGGGCGGCGGGGGUCCGUGGGGGGCGGCGCCCGCCUGGUGCCCCUGCGGCUCCUGCUGCAGCUGGUGGAAGUGGCUGCUGGGCCUGCUGCUCACCUGGCUGCUGCUCCUGGGGCUGCUCUUCGGCCUCAUCGCUCUGGCUGAGGAGGUGCGGGCUUUGAAGGCGCGGGUGGCCGCGCUGGAGCAGGGCCGGGGCGACGUCCUGCUCUACGACCAGAAGACGGAUCGCGCCAGUAAGGACCGGCUGCUGGGCACCGCCCCCCGCGUAGGAGCAGAUGCCGGGGGCCUGGGGCUGGAUCACCACAGUCAGGAGGUGCUCUGGCUAUUUGUGAGGGACAAGCUGAAGGCCGAGCAGGAAAGCGGAAAUCUCCGAGGAAGCCCCGGCCCGAAAGGUGACAUGGGAAGUCAAGGCCCUAAAGGCGACCGAGGGCUCCCUGGGACUCCAGGCCUCCCUGGGCUCCUGGGCCACCCGGGUCCAGAAGGACCAAAGGGACAAAAAGGCAGCGUGGGAGAGCCAGGCAUGGAGGGACCCAUGGGCCAGAGAGGGCGAGAAGGCCCCAUGGGACCUCGUGGUGAACCAGGGCCUCCUGGGUUUGGAGAGAAAGGUGACAGAGGGGCUGCUGGUGAACCUGGUGUUCAGGGCCCACCCGGAGUCCCAGGUUCUGUGGGUCCCAAAGGUUCCAGCGGUUCUCCUGGCCCACGGGGUGUCCCAGGCCCAAUAGGUCCCCAAGGGCUCCGAGGAGAAGUUGGACUUCCUGGUAUCAAAGGUGACAAAGGACCUCUGGGGUCACCAGGACCCAAAGGUGACCAGGGGGAGAAAGGACCCCGAGGCCUCACAGGUGAGCCAGGCUUGAGAGGCCUGCCUGGUGCUGUCGGUGAGCCCGGAGCCAAAGGAGCAGUCGGACCCGCUGGCCCUGAUGGACACCAAGGUCCAAGAGGUGAACAAGGUCUGAUGGGGAUGCCUGGAACCCGAGGACCACAAGGGCCUUCUGGAGACCCAGGAAAGCCAGGUCUCACUGGACCCCAAGGACCUCAGGGACUUCCUGGUACCCCUGGCCGACCAGGAGCUAAAGGUGAACCUGGAGCUCCAGGCAGGAUCGUGACCUCAGAGGGGUCAUCGACGAUCACUGUCCCAGGCCCGCCGGGGCCUCCUGGAGCGAUGGGACCACCAGGACCUCCAGGUGCCCCAGGUCCUGUGGGCCCAGCUGGUCUCCCUGGACAGCAAGGCCCACGCGGGGAGCGAGGACUUACUGGCGAAUCUUUCGUGGGCAGCAGCAGCUCCAUCGCUGAGGUCCUCUCCACCCAAGGUCUUGAUUUACGAGGUCCCCCAGGCCCACCUGGGCCACCUGGGCCUCCAGGACCUUCCAUUCCAGGCCCGCCAGGACCCCGAGGCCCAGCAGGAGAAGGCCUGCCAGGCCCACCAGGCCCACCGGGAUCUCUCCUGACCAAUUCAGAGACCUUCUUCUCAGGGCCCCCCGGCCCCCCAGGACCCCCCGGCCCCAAGGGAGACCAAGGCCCCCCGGGCCCCCGAGGACACCAAGGCGAGCAAGGCCUCCCCGGGUUCUCCACCUCCGGUUCCAGUUCCCUUGGACUCAACCUGCAGGGACCACCCGGCCCCCGGGGACCCAAGGGGGACAAAGGUGAUCCUGGGGUCCCAGGGGCUCCUGGCAUUCCUGGUGGUCUCUCUCCAGGGGGAUCGUCGUCAAGCACGAUGUUCAUGCCAGGUCCCCCAGGCCCCCCAGGCCCCCCAGGGCCUCCAGGCUCCAUCAGCAGCUCUGGCCGGGAGAUCCAGCAGUACAUCUCUGAGUACAUGCAGAGCGACAGCAUUCGGGCCUAUCUCUCUGGAGUUCAGGGUCCCCCUGGACCACCCGGUCCCCCAGGGCCUGUCACCACCAUUGCAGGGGAGACUUUCGACUACUCAGAGCUGGCAAGCCGUGUCGGGAGCUACUUGCAGACCUCGGGGUACGGCGCCAGCUCCUCCACCUCCAUCUCUUCUGAGGACGUCGUGGCUGUGCUGAAACGGGAUGACGUGAGGCAGUAUCUGCGUCAGUAUCUGGUUGGAGAUUGGUCCCUCCAGUCUUUGGACUACGCCGAGCUGAGCAGUCGUGUUCUCAGCUACAUGUCCAGCUCUGGAAUCAGCAUUGGGCUUCCUGGCCCCCCGGGACCCCCUGGCUUGCCAGGAACAUCCUAUGAAGAGCUCCUCUCCUUGCUUCAAGGGUCUGAAUACAGAGGCAUCAUUGGGCCCCCUGGCCCCCCCGGGCCCCCAGGGAUCCCAGGCAACGUGUGGUCCAGCAUCAGCGUGGAGGACCUCUCUUCUUACCUGCACACUGCUGGUGUGUCCUCCAUCCCUGGCCCUCCAGGCCCUCCUGGUCCUCCGGGUCCUCGAGGGCCUCCAGGGGUCUCGGGAGCUCUGGCAACCUAUGCGGCCGAAAACAGCGACAGCUUCCGGAGUGAACUGAUCAGCUACCUCACGAGCCCGGAUGUGCGGAGCUUCAUCGUGGGCCCACCGGGCCCUCCAGGACCCCAGGGGCCGCCUGGGGACAGCCGUCUCGUGUCCAUGGAUGGCUCCUACAGCCGGGGCAGCAGGUCCUCCUCUUACAGCGCGUCGGCCGGUCGGGGCUCCUCCUACAGCUCCUCCAUGGGCAUAGGAGGAUCCAGUGGAGGCUCCCUUGGUGAAGGGGGGGCCUUUGGCCUGGACAUGGGCCUGGACCGAGGCUAUGGGGGAGCAGCAGAAGGUGGCAUGUACGGCGGUGAAGGUGGACUGUUCGGAGCUGGCUUUGCCGGAGGUCUGGACUACAACGAGCUGGCUGUCCGGGUAUCUGAGAGCUUGCAACGUCAGGGCCUGCUGCAGGGGAUGGCCUACACUGUCCAGGGCCCGCCGGGCCAGCCAGGGCCCCAGGGCCCCCCCGGCAUCAGCAAGGUCUUCUCUGCCUACAGCAACGUGACCGAGGACCUCAUGGACUUUUUCCGAACUUAUGGAGCCAUUCCAGGCCCCCCUGGGCAGAAAGGAGAGGUGGGCACCCAAGGACCCAAAGGUGAGAGGGGCCCCGCAGGACCACCAGGUCGGCCUGGGCCACCCGGGCCUCGAGGGCACAAGGGAGAAAAAGGAGACAAAGGUGACCAGGUCUAUGUGGGGCGGAGGAAGAGAAGCGUCGCCAUCAAGCCGUGAGCGUGGAAGAGCAGCCGCUGGCUCCAUUUCCUGCAGUGGCUUAUGGCGUUCGGGUCAGCAUCUGUCGGAGGGCGGAAGCUGGAGGCUCCCUUCCUACUGCAACAGCACAGCCAGCCAGUUAAAUAGAACACCUGUUUUAGUCUGGAACCUUCUCUGUAUAGACCUAUAUCAUCCAGUGGAAACCUGAACCAUUCCACAGCAGCCGCAGCUGCGGAGCUCCAGCCUGGCUGCUCUGCUCGGGCGACUUGAGCGCUGGGCUGCUUUAGCUCUUAGGUCUAGCUGCGGCCCAGGGAAGCCCAGCACCUAGAAGUAGGCUUAGGAGUCCUUGAGCUUUGCCUAAGAAUGAGCCAGAGAAGGGAAGACAGGGCUGCGGUGUGCUCUGGUCAUCACCGCGAGGCUGUGCCGCCUGCUCCCCC
Lutra lutra (Eurasian river otter) is the source of this 5128-nucleotide messenger RNA. RefSeq names its product collagen type XVII alpha 1 chain (gene COL17A1). NCBI's taxonomy places the organism in Eukaryota, Metazoa, Chordata, Mammalia, Carnivora, Mustelidae. The coding region runs from base 243 to 4712 and encodes 1489 amino acids. The record is from RefSeq and is a predicted model, not a curated record. The transcript is spliced from 57 exons.